AUGAAGAAAUUCGUCUCGAGAAUGGUUACACACGCUCCCCGGCAAUUCGCCCCAUUGAAGCCAGGCGCUGCAGUAAACUCAACUGCACCUCGACUCAAAGGCAUUGUGUUCGAUGUUGAUGGAACGUUAUGUGAACCUCAAACGUACAUGUUCGGCGAGAUGCGUCAAGCCCUCGGCAUCACAAAGAAAGUAGACAUCCUCGACCAUGUCUACUCCCUCCCCACAAAGGAGGAACAAGAGACAGCAAUGGAGUCCAUUCGCCACAUUGAGCGUACGGCCAUGGCAUCUCAGGUGGCCCAGCCGGGGCUCGUGGAGCUCAUGUCCUACCUCGACAGCCGCGGCGUCCGCAAGGGCAUCUGCACCCGCAACUUCGACGCGCCCGUGGCACACCUUCUCGGGAAGUUCCUCGAGGGGUCACUUUUCGAGCCUAUCGUGACCCGCGACUUUCGUCCGCCUAAGCCAGAUCCCGCAGGGAUUCUGCAUAUUGCGCGAAACUGGGGUCUUGUCAAAGAAGCAAGCACCUCGACUGAUGCAAAGGAGACAACCGUCGGUGAUGGUAGUGAGUUGAUCAUGGUUGGGGACUCGAUCGAUGACAUGACAGCUGGGCGAAGAGCUGGCGCGGCGACAGUGCUCCUUGCCAACGAUGUCAAUGUACAUUUGGUCGACCACGAGCACACUGACUUGGUGAUUCGCCGAUUAGACGAGCUGAUUCCUAUCCUUGAGGAUGGUUUUAGCAGCAGGGAGCCAGUUUCAUCGACAUAA
This is a messenger RNA of Colletotrichum paranaense, 762 nucleotides long. Its product is annotated as haloacid dehalogenase-like hydrolase. NCBI's taxonomy places the organism in Eukaryota, Fungi, Ascomycota, Sordariomycetes, Glomerellales, Glomerellaceae. The record is from RefSeq and is a predicted model, not a curated record. The transcript is spliced from 2 exons. Bases 1 to 762 code for a protein of 253 amino acids.